This is a messenger RNA of Etheostoma spectabile (orangethroat darter), 1310 nucleotides long. RefSeq names its product intraflagellar transport 57 homolog (Chlamydomonas) (gene ift57). The transcript has 11 exons. The record is from RefSeq and is a predicted model, not a curated record. NCBI's taxonomy places the organism in Eukaryota, Metazoa, Chordata, Actinopteri, Perciformes, Percidae. The coding region runs from base 353 to 1198 and encodes 281 amino acids. Gene Ontology annotation, biological process: intraciliary transport; non-motile cilium assembly. Gene Ontology annotation, cellular component: cilium; microtubule organizing center; Golgi apparatus.
AACGAGGGAGUCAGAAGGGAAAGUUUUUAAAAAUGAUUUCCGGGCGAAAACGUUAGCCACAUAGCCGUAGCGUCAGCGCUGGGUUUCCCUUGGCCCAACGGGGGAGGGCUAAAAAAAUCGGGUAGCUAGGGGGCUAGUAGGUGGCUAAUGAACCCCGGGAAAACUGUUUCGGGAUUUUUAUUUUACACAUUUAGGCUGUGUGACUGGCGGGCCAGGGGAUGGCGGCGAGGUAGACGGGGGGAUGAGGGGACCGGGGCCCCGGGGCCCCCGCCCCACUCUUCGGGGAGGGAGUGUCCCCGGAGAAGCUGAAGGUGCUUAAAUACAAGGAGGAGGAAGUUCGGGGCCAAACCAAAUGAAAAAUACCACCAGGCAUUACUUUGUCUCCAGUCCGUAUCUGGCGUUCAACUCGGGCGAGCAGUUCUUCAUGUUCACCAUCAUCGCGGCGUGGCUCAUCAACGAGGCGGGGAGGCCGUUCCCCGAGCCCCAGGAGUACGACGAGCCCAACGCCACCGUGGCCAACAUCCUGGCAGAGCUCAGGGCCUUCGGGGUCAAGGUGGACUUCCCGCCCUCCAAGCUGAAGUCCGGUUCAGGGGAACACGUCUGCUUCGUGCUGGACCGGCUGGCUGAGGAGGCUCUGAAGAGGAGGGGCUUCUCCUUCAGAAGACCAAACUACCCAACAGAAACCACAGAAGAAGAGUCUGUUGUCGAGGACGACGCAGAGCUCACACUCAGCAAAGUAGAGGAGGAGAUGAUCGAGGAGCCUGAUGAUGAGGAGGAGAACGUGAUGGACCUGGAGACCCUGAAGUUACGAACCACUCACACUGAAGUGGAACCGUCCUCCAAGCCGGACGAGAUCCUUGAGUCCACGGUGGAUGCAGCAGAGUGGAACCUGGAGGUGGAGCGAGUCCUGGCGCAACUCAAAGUCACCGUCAGGACAGACAACAAGGACUGGAGGAUCCACGUGGACCAGAUGCAUCAACACAAAGACGGGAUCAAGUCCUCGCUCAAAGAGGCCAAGAGCUACCUGGACAAACUGCAGGAGGACAUCGGGAAGACUCUGGAGAAGGUGGGCAGCAGAGAGAAGUACAUCAACAACCAGCUGGAGCAUCUGAUCCAGGAGUCGCACGUCAGCAAGCUCGCAGGUGAACCAAGCUCCACCAGGCGAAGGAGCGCUACCAGCAGGCCAGCGGGGGGGUGACUGAGAGGACCAGAGUCCUGGCAGAGAUCAGCGAGGAGCUGGAGAAGGUGAAGCAGGAGAUGGAGGAGAAGGGCAGCAGCAUGUCUGACGGAGCCCCGGUGGUGAGUUCAAG